This is a messenger RNA of Drosophila novamexicana, 1284 nucleotides long. Its product is annotated as integumentary mucin C.1. The record is from RefSeq and is a predicted model, not a curated record. NCBI's taxonomy places the organism in Eukaryota, Metazoa, Arthropoda, Insecta, Diptera, Drosophilidae. The coding region runs from base 1 to 1284 and encodes 427 amino acids. The transcript is spliced from 2 exons.
AUGAAUGUGUGGCUAGUUUUGUUUCGCGAAGACUGGUUUAUAUUGUCCAAGUAUUACGCCAGCAUUCACAAACCUUAUAAUGUGAAGAAAUAUGUGCCUUACAAGCCUUCAAACAAGACAACCACAGUGGAAACUCCUUUAACAUCAACAACGAUCCAUAUCAGCACCACGGCACUGCCAGAGAUCACAACUCAGAGAUCGCGCACAAAAGGCGAUCAGAUCGAACAGACUAGUGAAACGGGAAUUGUUGAAACAAGUACUUUUGAAUCUACAACUGAAACCUCGACGAGCACCACAGAGAUGCCCGAAAUGUCCACCUUAUUGCUGUCUAUAAUUGGGAAAACGCCAGGCAUUGAAACUAGCACCUCAUAUUACGCUGCUAAAGUCGAGAGCAGCGAACAGCAAUAUUUAAGUUCUACAAUCGAAACAAGUUCAAUGAUUGAUGUGGCCAUUUCAACUACUACAGCAUCGCCUGAGCCUGAAACCACGACCGAGCUGAGAGAUUCGACCUUCCAGCCGCAUAACGAGGCAAGCUACACAAGCGAAGCUCCUGCAACGCCUCUAGAUGUCACCACCGGAAUCAACUUUGCUGCAGUUUCCAAAUCAACCCCGCCAGAGACGUCAACCGAUGUGGGCGAUACGACAACACAACUUUCUAUAUUCAACAUCGAAACACCAUCAUCCGUUGAAGACACCACUAAUAUCAACUGUUUGCUGCCAACAACGUCUUUUCAACAAGAAGCCACAACGGAAUCGGGAGCUACAACAACCUCGUCGGAGCCGGACACCACAACAGACGAGGCAGAUACGAUAACCCAACUUCUUGUAACUACAACCCAAUCACCAUUAACAACAUCAUCUCCAGCCGAGACUACAACAGAUACGACAACUCAACUUUUUAUAAACGUAGCCCAAUCAACACUAACAACAUCUUCGGAACCGGACACUACAACAGACGAGGCAGAUACGACAACCCAAUCAACAUUAACUUCAUCAUCUGAGCCGGAAAUUACAACCGAAACGGCAGAGGCAACCACACAAAUACCUAUAUCCACAACCCGAACAACACUAUUAGAAAAUACAACUGAAAUACCAUUUAUUCCGACCAGCACUAUUGCUUUUGAAAGCACCACCGACGCAGAUGCCGGCGUUGAGAUAACUACGGAUGGGACGAUGGCCACAACUUCCUCCGGAAAUGCCAUUCUUGUGGAUGAUAUAAUCCAGGCUAAGCCGCGAAAGUUGACAUAUUCUUCAGAUGUAAUGCCCGAGAUGGAAUGGUAUUAA